This is a messenger RNA of Ichthyophthirius multifiliis, 804 nucleotides long. RefSeq lists its product as hypothetical. Gene Ontology annotation, cellular component: peroxisome. NCBI's taxonomy places the organism in Eukaryota, Ciliophora, Oligohymenophorea, Hymenostomatida. The record is from RefSeq and is a predicted model, not a curated record. The transcript has 6 exons.
AUGACUACAUUAAAUUUUUUCCCUUAAUGUAGUAUUAACGAUGUUUUUUAUGGGGGUAUUGGUGUUUUUACGAUUCCUAUGAGUGUCUUAGAUUUAAGUGAUUUAUAAAAUUCUACUAUAGGAGAUGAAUUUAGACCUUCAGACGAAAGCGAAAAAUGGCUUUUAUUAUCAAGAGAAUUAUCUUAAAAAGUUGAAUUAAUUCACAGAAUGAAAAAGUAAUUUAAUGAUAAGAAUAUUUCUUUAAAAUAAAAUGGUGAAGAAAUAACUGAUUUAAGAAAAAGCAUAAAGCUUUUAAAAAACGAGAAUAAUCUAUUAUAAAAGAGAAUUAAUUCUGAAAAAAGAAUAGAAUAAUAAACUAAAGUUACAUAAGAAAUAAGAAACAUGUCAGAAAAAUAAUUAGUUGAUAAUUUAAUAAAAGUGUCAACUAAAUACAGAGAAGAAGCUUUAAGAAAUGAAAAAUUUGAUGAGAAAAUAAAAGAAAUUUAUAAUUAAAUUAUUUAGGCAAAACAUAAUCAGAAAGAGUGUGAAACUUUACAAAAUACAUUGAGAAGUAGAGUAUUUGGGAAUGGGAAUUCUGAAAUUGAUAGAGGAAAAAAUGAAGUUUUAAAAUUAUAAAAUAUUAAUAAGAAAAUUAUUGAUAUUGUUAAUUAAAAAUAAAAUAACGAAUUAAAUGAAAACUAUUUUGAUGCAUAAGGUGAAUUAUUUUAACUUGAAAGGUUGAGGCUUUAUAAGAAGAAUAUAAUUUAAAUGCGAUUGAAAAUUUAAAUAAAAUAAGAUGCUUUAUCAAAUUUAUAAAUAUUUUGA